Molecule: messenger RNA, 453 nt
Organism: Stylonychia lemnae
Lineage: Eukaryota; Ciliophora; Spirotrichea; Sporadotrichida; Oxytrichidae
Source: the annotation of a GenBank genome assembly
AUGAUAAAUUUAGUCCUGUUCCAACAACUCUUCAACAUCCUCUAUGAUGAGAAAGUCGAUUGCAAGCUCGAAAAAUCAGCACUAGUAGAGCAGAGAAUGCUCAACUGGAACAAGAUUAAUGCUCAAAUAUGCUUCAACUAUCUCUAAUAAUAAUUCUACCUGGUUAAGCCAUCAAUGAAGGCUCUAGCAAAGGGCAACAAUGAGGAAGUCAUUAUUAAGCUACUUAAGAAUCUUAUCAACUGUACCCAAGGCAACUAUCAUGAUGCUUUCCUUGACGAUGAGGGUAUCAGAGACAUCGCUGAUGUUAUGCAAACUGACAAGCCACUCUAUGCUGAGGGUGAAGAUCCAUCAGUUGUAGAGACUGCUAGUUAAAGAUCAGCCAAGUAAAGCACUGGAAAGAGAUCAGAGCAAUUUGCCUAUCUUGAAGAACAACUAUAACAAAAUCAAUAGUGA